AUGGCUGCCGGACUCAGUGACUCACAGAUUGAACGGGAGGUUAUAGACAAUGACCUUGACAAUGAAUCAGACAGUUCCGUGCAGGAAAGUGAUACCGAUUCCGAAAGUGACUUGGAUGAUGACGGAACUUUUCCACUAAACCCUGCAUGGUCUGCACAGCUACAACCCCCUACAGUUAUUCCUUUCACAAAACAAAAUGAACUAUUAGUCCCUACGCCAAGAGAAAAUAAGCCGGUAGAUUGGUUUUUGCUUUUGGUUGACGAUCAGCUGCUGGAAAGUAUCGUAGCAGAUACAAACAGGUACGCUUUUGACUUGUUUUUUGGGCCUUCCACUGAGCCACGAUCACGUAUUCACAGAUGGAAGGACUUAACUUUAGACGAACUAAAAAAGUUCAUAGGCCUAUUGCUUCACACUGGUACGUUCAAACUGAACCGCCUCAAUGACUACUGGAAAACCCAUCGAAUGUUCAACUUGAAUUGCUUCCGUGACCAUAUGAGCCGUGAUCGGUUUUUGAUUAUAUUACGAUGCAUUCAUUUCUCACAUCAUCAAAAUGUAGCUCAAGGUGUACAGGAAGACCGUUUGUCAAAAGUAAGGAUGCUAGUUGACCACUUCAACAAAAAGAUGGAUGAUGUUUACUAUCCAGGCAAAGAACUUUCUUUGGAUGAGGCUAUGGUUUUGUGGCGCGGUCGGUUGAUUUUCCGACAGUACAUCAAAGGAAAGCGCCACAAGUAUGGCAUCAAACUGUACACUCUUUGUGAACCUGGUGGUCUCAUACUUCGUUUUCUUGUCUACUCAGGAUCUCUCAGUGACUUAGGUGGGAAAGGUCAUGCCACAAAGGUAGUACUACAUCUUAUGAGAGGGAAGCUCAACCAUGGUCACUCGUUGUACAUGGAUAAUUUUUACAAUAGCUUUCCUUUGGCCUACCAACUGCUUAGGAAGAAGACGUAUUGUACUGGCACACUUAGAGCAGACAGAAAGUACCUGCCAGAUGAGGUAAAAUCAGCCAAAGUAAAAAAAGGUGAGACAAUUGCUCGGAGUGCAGAACAAGUCACUGUUGCCAAGUGGAAGGACAAGCGUGUAGUGACAUACAUCACUACAGAGUUCGAAAACAACAUGGUUGAAUCACGGAAUCGCCAUGGAGUAGCUAGAGUAAAACCCCUGCCCAUUGUGAAAUAUAACACAUUUAUGAAGGGAGUGGAUAGGGCAGAUCAAAUGCUAGCGUACUAUCCAUGCGAAAGAAAAACGCUGAGGUGGUACAAAAAGAUCUUUGUACACAUAAUGCAGAUGGCACUGGUGAACGCCUUGAAGCUGUACAACCUUUCCAAUCCCCAAGAAACAAUGAAUCUUUAUGACUUCAGGCUAGCUGUCAUCGAAUCCCUUGUCCCUGAGAAAGAGCUACAAGCCCCAGAACGUCCUCGCCGAAGCAAUGAGAAGGCACUGCACGUUGUCUCCUUGAUUGAAGGGAAGGACAACAGGAAUCGGCAGAAGAGAAAACGUUGCAGAGUCUGCCACAGUGAAGGAAGAGAAAAACGUACUGCAUACUUUUGUGCACAGUGCCCAGGAGAACCUUCACUCUGUCCUGUGGCAUGCUUUGAAAAACACCAUGCUUAG
Molecule: messenger RNA, 1611 nt
Organism: Homalodisca vitripennis (glassy-winged sharpshooter)
Lineage: Eukaryota; Metazoa; Arthropoda; Insecta; Hemiptera; Cicadellidae
Product: piggyBac transposable element-derived protein 4-like
Exons: 1
Coding region: 1-1611 (536 amino acids)
Source: RefSeq, a predicted model, not a curated record